AUGAAGAAUACGCGUCUCUCGGACAUUCGCCCGGAUGUAUACCGACUGGAUCUCUCACGGAAGGAUGACCUCCGAUUCCUGUACGAGACACAGCACCGUGUGGACCCCGAGUUGGUCCCCGUAACGAAGCGUAUCUCUCAUGCAAUGAGGCAGAUGAAUCGGAGUCACAUCUUCGACACGGCCCCUGCGCCAACCCAACCAGCAGCAGCAACGCCCGUAAAAAGAAACAGUGACGGACUUGGCUCUCUGGCACGGUUUGUUCUUGGCUCCGAGGCGCGCAACUGCUCGCCGGUGAGGCGCCGCACCCCCCGCAGUUGCAGCGCCAGCGCCACAACGCUCCGCCUCUUCGGCGGCUAUGCGGACAACAGUGUCUCACCACCACCGCAGCCGCGGACUGGUAUGCGGCAGGUGCCGACUCACCCAGCGGACAAACUUGGACCCGACUUCCUCGCGCGGGAUCCACUCAGCGAAGACAUGUUUUCCCGCCGCGGGGUUCGCACCAUUAAGGCGGUAGAGGCGUUCGAGGCGGCGCAGCCCAAACUGACGUUGCCCCCGCGGAAGCAAACGUCCCGAGUGACGGACGCGAUGCGAAGUCACUCGGCCGCGUCAGACAGUGAUAUCUUUGGCGUGCGGAGGCGCCGAGAGAACAUGGGGCAGCGGCCUCGUUCCGCAUCUGCGCACUCCAACGACCCGUACGGCUCUGAGCAUGGCGAUGAGAUGCCGCAAAAGAACGGAUUUCCGAAACAAGGGACGAAUCUCCGCGUUGAAGUGAGACGCAACGGUGACGCGGCGCAGCGCAGCACCGAGCCCUUUGGUGGGGGGGAGGAGGAGGUGCCUCGUAACAAAGGCACACCGACACGCCAUCACCUCAGCCGUCGCAGCAGCUCCCUCACCAGCAGGACAAACGGUGCCGCUCCCGUUUUCACUCGUCCCAUUGCACCGAACAAGUGGGAUGGUCGGCGAUCACCUUAUCGAUGCGGCAGCGGUAGGGAGAGCCAGCGCAUGAGCGCCGCGGCGGAUCCGUACGCAAGCACUGCUGGGGUGACGGCAGAAGGUACGACGUCGAUGGUCUUGGAUCAGGAGCAAUACAACAUCACACCGCUGGUGUCACCGCGGCAGCGGACGACGGGUCGUGCCCGCGUGCCAGGUUACUCAAUAACAGCCUCUAACGUCAUAUUUGGCGGGGGACAAGUGCUCGAGUCACCGCAGCGGUCUCCGAGGAAAACACAGUUGCAGUCUUCACAGAUGCGCAACAUUUUAACUUGGCAGUAG
This is a messenger RNA of Trypanosoma grayi, 1272 nucleotides long. RefSeq lists its product as hypothetical. NCBI's taxonomy places the organism in Eukaryota, Euglenozoa, Kinetoplastea, Trypanosomatida, Trypanosomatidae. The record is from RefSeq and is a predicted model, not a curated record. The coding region runs from base 1 to 1272 and encodes 423 amino acids. The transcript has a single exon.